This is a messenger RNA of Rotaria sordida, 2392 nucleotides long. Lineage: Eukaryota; Metazoa; Rotifera; Eurotatoria; Philodinida; Philodinidae. The record is from the annotation of a GenBank genome assembly.
AUGACUGAACUAAGAGAUAAUUAUGAAAAAGCUCAACGAAAAACUCGACAACAAGGUUUCUAUGAUCAAUAUUCAUCAUCAUACAAUGAUUCACAUUAUUGGCAUGGAAAUAAUUCAAAUUCAUAUGAUUUUUAUGGUUCAACAUCGGCGGAAAUUCCUCAAUUUCAACAUCCAUCUCAUACACUUUUACAACAAAAUAGUUUUACUCAACAAGUUUAUCUUAAAUAUAAACAAGAGUAUCUUGAGGGUGUGGGUGUGGGUGUGGGUGUGGGUGUGGGUGUGGGUGUGGGUAUGGGUGUGGGUGUGGGUGUGGGUGUGGGUGUGAGUGCCACUAAAGAGAACGCUCAUACCCCACAUCCACCACCACCCCCCCCCCCACACACACCCAUACCCACACCCAUAUCCUCACCUACAUCCACCACCCACACCCACCCACACACCCAUACCCACACCCAUAUCCUCACCUAUAUCCACACCCACACCCUACAGCCAUAUUUUUUCAAGUAUGUUUCGACGAUUUCAUGUAAAAAAUGCAUUACACAAAAAAAAGUACAGAGCAAAAAUAUGGUAGCAUAAGAAUCGAGGAAUUUUUGUUGUAUUUUUGCAAAACCAACAUUACCUGUUAGUAUUGUAAGGAUAAAGAACAUGAAAUUUAUUAAAAGAAGAUACGCUAUUGUUUGAAUGAAUUAAAGAUGAGCUGAAGAAGAAAAGUACAACGUGUUAGAACGAAGACAUUUACGAUAGUGAUGAUAAAAAUAAACGUCAUAUUGAUAUAGUAUAGGAUUAAAAAAAACAAAGUAGAAGUUGCGUUUCAAAGGAAGCAAGCAAAAACCUUACCUGAAAAAUACAAAUAGUCGAAAUCAAAAAAAAACAUGACAUAAACUUUCAAAAUUUAUUUAUCUAAGAUUAGUCUCGUCGUUUAUUACAAGAGGAUUUUACGAAAAUUCUUUUGUGAAAUCAAACCAAAACAAAUGUCUCGAUGAUUUCAAUGCCAAAAGUCACGUUCCAUUGAUCAAGCAAUUACACAACAGUGGACUCCACAUGCACAUUUUGGGCCACAACAUCCACAACUGUUCAAUGGAUAGUCAUUUUCAUAGAUCAGAGGAAAGCCUUUAUCAUCAACACCGUAUUGUAAAUAGGUGAAGACGUGUGCAUCUAUGUGUAGAUAAACAUACAUGUAAAUUAUUCCGUUUUUUUCUGGAUGAAAGAAUGUACUACAGAGAAAUAUUUGACUGUCGGUGUAAGCAAAUCAAAAACAGCAUCGAUGAAUCGCUGAAAAUUAAUGUACGAUAUGUGAGAAGAAGUUAGACUACUUGUAAUUGGGGAUGAAAAAUUCAUAUAUAUUAUUAAUCUCCAAUGAUAAUGUAGUGAAUCCUACUACUAGUGAAAGCUAUUAUUAAAAUACACUUUUUCUCCUUUCUGCAAGAAAGGAUCUACCAAACAAAAAUUGUUCUGUUUGUCUGUCCAAUCAAUCAGGAAGGAGUAUCCAUCUAUCAUUGAAAAAGUAACUCAUACCUUCUCAAAAGAAACUCCACCAAAAGUAAUUGGCAAUUUCAACCAGUAGUAAGAGUUAGAACUCAAAUAACGUUUUUAUUAGGUUCGUAAGAAAUUUUUGUCGUUUUUUUAAUCCUCUAAAAUAUUCGCUAAGCUUCCAGAAGUUGCCAUACCUAGGGUAUAUAUAUAUAGGGGGCACGAAUAUCUUGCGAACAACAACAAAACUACUAAUGUCCAUUUCAGAGUUAAAUGGCCGUGGGCAUUUUUUGUAUAACUUUAAAACAAAAAGAGAGAAAUGAUUCGGGCUUUCAGCACUAUCUAGAGUCGAUAUUACUGCAUCUUUUUAUAAAGUCCACGAAAAAAGCCAGUUGCUUUUCUUAUGGGAUACAGCAUUGGUUUUAAAGAUGAGCUUAAUUCCCUUUGAAAAUAAUACGUUUUCUAAACUAUAAUAUAAUGAGUAGAUAGCCUAGCCUUGCCUCUAUCGAUCAGCAAAAGUCCGAGGUCGAUAGCUAUUUCCCUUCAAAAGAUAUAAAGAUUUUACUGAAUGCUACUCAGCAAAAUUUUUCAAAAUCUAAGCAAUGGAAGGAUUUGUACUAAUAAACGAAUUGAUUGACCUUACUCGGGUCAAAUGAUCACUUUCACCAAGAAACUAACGAAUUUAAAAUAUCACGUACUUAUGGCGUGCCUGGCCAGAGAUCCUUGAAUUUCAAGAUAUGUCAAAUUUAGCUGUAAAAAUAAAUCAGGACAGGUUUUCUCCACUAUUGUAAGGACAAAACAUAGUGUUGUUCGGGCUGAUUAGGGGAUUUGGAGGGAUCUUCUUUCAGGUGACCUGAAGAGUACCAUGUUUUGUCCUGACAAUAGUGGAGUCACCGUUUAGCUGAUUCAUUGUUAUACCUAA